CUUAGCUUGCCUGCAUGCUGCAUUUCCCUGUUUAAAGACGUUGAUAUCAAUUUGACAACAACGUUAUUAUCAGAUAGCAAAGCAGACGACCAAUAUGAAAACCAAAUUAAUCAAAAGGAAAACGAAAAGUGACAGUACAACAGAACGUGAAUUCUUCGGUUAUCGUUUGAAACGUUAAGCAAUGAAUAGCCAUCUUUCUUACAAGUUUCUCAUAACCGGUGGCGGUGGUUAUAUCGGUUUCCACAUAGGUCUGCAACUUCUUGAGCUUCAACAUGAAGUCACACUCUUUGACACCAAUUAUCCUUCCAAAAAGUGGGAUCCAAAUAUGAGUUAUUUUCAUUCUGCAAAUGGAAGUGAUGGCUGUAAUAGAGAACACAUAUCUUGUUCAUAUGGGACUAUGACAUUUAUUAAAGGAGAUGUAAGGGACAUCACCCUACUAAUGCAGCUUACACAACACAUGACUUGUGUCAUCCAUACUGCUUCCUAUGGUAUGUCUGGACGUGAGCAAAUGCCACCCUAUUUUGACAAAGUGGAAGAAGUUAAUGUCCAGGGCACACGGAACGUCAUCGAGGCAUGCGCACACAAUCAUGUCAGAGGUCUGGUUUACACAAGUACCUACAACGUCGUCUUUGGCGGAGAUGCCAUAAUCAACGGAGACGAAAGUCUACCUUACUUUCCCUUACAUCGUCAUGUUGAUCACUAUUCUCGUACGAAAUCGAUUGCCGAACAACUGGUUCUGGUUAGCAACGGACGCCAUGAUCUACAGACGUGCGCGUUAAGAUUAGCUGGUGUUAUAGGACCAGGCGAAUCAAGACACUUACCGCGUGUGCUGGAUGCCAUCCGUAAGGGCCUAGUUCGGUUUAAUUACUAUGAUUCACACGGUGGCAAGGUCGAUUUUAUUGGAAUAGAAAAUGUAGUUCAAGGGCAUGUGAAAGCUGCAUUGAAAUUGUCUGAUCCAGAUCGAGAUAUUCCUGGAAUAGGGGGUGAAGCAUUUUUUCUUUCCGAUGGUUGUCCCGUAAAUAAUCUUGAAUAUUUCAAGCCAUUAAUGGAAUACUAUGGCCAACCAUUUCCCACUGCUAAAUUACCCAUGUGGUUUAUGUAUAUACUUGUGUUUUUAGUUCAUUUUGUUUAUAGCGCCGUUUACCGGUUUUUCGACUUUACUCCAUUUCUUACGCCUACGGAACUUUACAAAACAGGUGUUACCCAUUACUUUUCUGUAGACAAAGCUAGGAAGAGGCUGAACUAUCAUCCGGUGAAACCUAACGAUUUGUCUGAAAUUAUAAAUAGUUUGCCUAAAACUUCGUGAGUUUCCCUGUUUCCCUGGUAAAUCGACGUUAACAGUACAAUUUCUCUAAGAUUUUUUAUUGAGAAUUUCUUUGUCGCCUAUUACACUGCUGUGAACAUGAAAUCUGAAAGGAUAGGGUUCAUCAUGUUUUGUUGUAAUGCUACAAAUUAUUGGGACCUCUUU
Messenger RNA from Daphnia carinata, 1468 nucleotides. Its product is annotated as short-chain dehydrogenase/reductase family 42E member 1-like. Bases 182 to 1306 code for a protein of 374 amino acids. The record is from RefSeq and is a predicted model, not a curated record. Gene Ontology annotation, biological process: steroid biosynthetic process. Lineage: Eukaryota; Metazoa; Arthropoda; Branchiopoda; Diplostraca; Daphniidae. Gene Ontology annotation, molecular function: 3-beta-hydroxy-Delta5-steroid dehydrogenase (NAD+) activity. The transcript has 3 exons.